Molecule: messenger RNA, 1563 nt
Organism: Elaeis guineensis (African oil palm)
Lineage: Eukaryota; Viridiplantae; Streptophyta; Magnoliopsida; Arecales; Arecaceae
Product: AP2-like ethylene-responsive transcription factor PLT2
Biological process (GO): regulation of DNA-templated transcription
Molecular function (GO): DNA-binding transcription factor activity; DNA binding
Source: RefSeq, a predicted model, not a curated record
CGCGGAGUACUAUCCCUCGUGUACGGCGGGCACCAGAUGGGGCUACUCCUCGUGGCGGCAAAAGGCCCAGCGUGACGCGGAAGCGGGGUACGAGACCCUGGGCGCUCUCUUCUCCUCGAUACUCUCUGCGUACUGGUGUAAGCUAGCGCAAAGAAUUGUUACUAGGGUUUCCAGAACUGGAAGAGGGAUUAGGGUAUGGUGAAGGGAAAGAGCUUGGAUUUGGCACAAAUGAGCGAAGAAAAGAGAUCGCCGGAUCCGUCGGAGGAUCCCGAGCCUUCGAAAAACCCCGCUUCCCUGCUGCCGUCUUUGGACGACAGCGGUGAGCGCUCCGAAUCCAACGCUGCCGGUGAAAAGGUUGCCGCCGAAUCCUCAGAGGCUUCUGGACAUCAAGAAGACGCCGCCCAUAAAGUGGAUUCCGUUGCUAAUGCUGCUGCCGAAGAGAAAUCUGAUCCAUUAGAAGCCACGGUUGCAGAAAAGGCUGAAUCAUUGGAAGAAGCUGCCACUGGAGAAGAACGAGUUAGGUCGGAUGUGCCAUCGAGAAAUAGUGAAGAUCAUGACGAGAAGAAGGCUGAUUCCUCCGACGCAGCCGAUGGCAGUGGUUUGGUUGUUGCCCUGUAUGUGCCCAUCUUUGACAAGAGUUCAUCGAGAAGUGGUGAGGAGCUUAAUGCGACCAGCACUGAUGCCGAGAAGGCUGAGAUCGUCGAGGUCACUAAUGGCGGUAGCUCGGUUGAUGCCAUGGCUGGACCUGGUAAGAAUCCAGAGAAGAAGGUUGGAACUCUUCUUGCGGCGGCGAUGAAGAAGUAUGCUGCCCCACGGUCAUCGAGCUAUCAUGGAGUUACUAGGCUGAAAUGGAGCGGGAAAUUUGAGGCGCAUCUGUGGGAUAACAGAAGCCAAGUGGAAGGUCGGAAGCGGAAAGGCAAACAUGUGUAUCUAGGUAGCUAUGAUUCAGAGGAGAAGGCAGCAAGAGCACAUGACCUUGCAGCUCUUAAAUACUGGGGUCCAAACCCGAAUACAAAACUAAAUUUCCCCGUCUCUGAUUAUGAGAAAGAGCUUGAGACAAUGCAGACCAUGUGCCAGGAAGAGUACGUCGCUUAUGUACGGAGAAAAAGUAGUUGUUUCUCAAGGGGAGCAUCAAUUUACAGAGGAGUGACGAGACGGAAAGAUGGUAAGUGGCAAGCUCGAAUUGGUCGAGUUGGUGACAGCAGGGAUGCCAAAGAUAUAUACCUUGGAACCUUUGAUACCGAGGAAGAAGCUGCGGAGGCCUAUGACAUCGCAGCUAUUGAACUGCGUGGUGUGCAUGCUGUGACUAAUUUUGACAUCAGCAACUACUGCGAGGGAGGUCUUAAGCGGUUAGAAGGGCCCUGCAAACUUGAGACAUAAAGGCCAACAGUUGAUUUAUAUGUAUUUUUUCUCUUUUAGGCUGCUGACUGUCUAAUGCCAUCCGGAUAUUUUCCAUAAUUUUCCAAAUUUGGAUAGUGUUUUGUGCAUUGCUGUAAUCUGGAUGGGGUGUUAAAGGUUUAAAGUAAAUAAAAGAACUCUCGUUAACUUCGCUUUGUAGAUGAA